This is a messenger RNA of Fusarium keratoplasticum, 369 nucleotides long. RefSeq names its product CHY-type domain-containing protein. The transcript is spliced from 3 exons. The record is from RefSeq and is a predicted model, not a curated record. NCBI's taxonomy places the organism in Eukaryota, Fungi, Ascomycota, Sordariomycetes, Hypocreales, Nectriaceae. The coding region runs from base 1 to 369 and encodes 122 amino acids. Gene Ontology annotation, cellular component: mitochondrial intermembrane space. Gene Ontology annotation, molecular function: zinc ion binding. Gene Ontology annotation, biological process: protein import into mitochondrial intermembrane space.
AUGUGCAAGCAUAUUCUCAACGCCCAAGUCGCCGUCCGAUCGCCUUGCUGCAAGAAAUGGUUUGACUGCGUCGAGUGCCACACCGAGCAGGAAUCCCACCCUCUCAUGCAGACCUUCGAGAUGACCUUUGCCUGCAAAAAGUGCAAGAAGUGCUUCCGAAAGGACGCCACCGAGUUCGAGGAGGCCGACGAAUACUGCCCCCACUGCGAUAACCACUUCAUCAUCGACGCCAAGACCCCCAAGGCUGCCCUGUCCAUCGAGAGCGACGAUGUCCGAAUGAACAGCAAGAUGCUCAAGGACGACAGGAAGAGGCAGGGAGGUUUGAGAUCCAUCUUCGACCCGAACGAGGAUGCUGACAAGUUGGGAUGA